GUAACUUAGACUUCCAUUUGGAUAAUAAUAUGACAGAAAACAUUUUUAAUGAAGAAGGAGAAAAAAUUUACGAUCUGAUGGAGGAUGUUUUAACACAUGUCGAUGAUCCCAACAUAGUUCUUGAAAUAAUAACUAGCCGACAAACUUACUUGAGCAUCAAGCGCCCCGAAAAAAUUGCUGAAGAGCCCUCAGUUAAAAAGCAGUCGAAACCUAGUAAGUUGAAGCCAUCAAUGAAGUUAUACAACAAUUACAGCGCACACAGCGUAUGAUUUUGAUCCUGAACCAAAAUUUGUGUCUAAUAACCCAAAUAAUAUUCAAGUUCUUUUUUUUUUUUUUAAGAAAAAUUUAAUUAUUUAUUAUAUUUUUUUUUAUACACUAAAGCAUCUAUGUAAAUUGACCCAAGAUAGUUUCUUUUAGUUUAUGAAGAUCGGUCAUUAAGGAAACUUAAAUUCAUUUAUGUUUUUGACAAUCUCUCUAUAAUAGCGUAAAUAGAAAAGUAAGUAAGCCAUUUUCUCUUAAAAAAAAAGAAACAAUAGUUUCCUCUAAGUUUAUAACUUUAAAGAUUCGUUUGCCAUCUUUUUACAU
Cokeromyces recurvatus is the source of this 585-nucleotide messenger RNA. RefSeq lists its product as uncharacterized. NCBI's taxonomy places the organism in Eukaryota, Fungi, Mucoromycota, Mucoromycetes, Mucorales, Mucoraceae. Bases 30 to 269 code for a protein of 79 amino acids. The record is from RefSeq and is a predicted model, not a curated record. The transcript has 3 exons.